AUUACGAUCGCAGCUCGCUCGCAGGACAAUCAGUUGGUCGCGAAGCGUUGAUAAUGCCUGGCCGCAAGUCGUGCUUUCGCUCACCGCCCGCCGGCGAUCAGUGCACCACGAACGCAACGAUUUAAUUAACUCUAAACUACUUAAGUGCAAUCGCGCCGCAAAUCAUUGUGCAUCCUACGCGCCACGCAACGCCAAUUACAAUUUUGGAUUAAUUAAUUGCGAUUGUUAUACACUCAAUUAAUUAUUAAGCUAAAGAACAAUGGAUUUGGAAACCGGCGAAGUACAAAUGUCUGUCUGCGACAGGGAAACCGGCGAGAUGCCCGCCAGCCCACGUCUCAACUCCGAAACUGGUGAGCCGGAAAUGAACUUUACGCAACCCACAGCGCGCCGUUCCUUCCGAAUACCUCAAGGCUACAUCCGCCAACCAUGCGAACAAGCAGACCAUCAGCAGUGCCACCUUCCUGCUGAUGACUUUCGCAACACCCGCAUGAGUUCAGUCAUUCUCUUCCUCCUGCCGACUGUGAUCUUCGCGCCUGUCGUCGCCAUCUUCCUCGGUGUGCUUGAGAUCAGUCUGCACAUCUGGGCGCACAAGAAAAACAAAAGUCUACGCGGUUCGGAUAUUUUCUACCAGAGUCCGCUGCACGUUAUUGUCAGCGAAUUCUGCGCUUGCUGCAUCGAUGAAAACAGUAAGAAAAAGAUUACUAAAAUGCAGGAUAAGACGAACAACAAGCUCACAAAGUACCACUACGGUUUUAGGAUAGUUACAUAGGUUUAGUUUAAAGUUUGGUAUUAUUAUGGGUCGAGUGUGCGUUUGUGUUUUAAUGGCCGCCGGCAACACCGAAAAAAUGUAAGACAUUGACUGAUUGUUAUUAAAUGCGAGAUUUAAACAAAA
Molecule: messenger RNA, 892 nt
Organism: Dalotia coriaria
Lineage: Eukaryota; Metazoa; Arthropoda; Insecta; Coleoptera; Staphylinidae
Exons: 2
Coding region: 260-769 (169 amino acids)
Source: RefSeq, a predicted model, not a curated record